Sungouiella intermedia is the source of this 2142-nucleotide messenger RNA. The record is from the annotation of a GenBank genome assembly. Lineage: Eukaryota; Fungi; Ascomycota; Pichiomycetes; Serinales; Metschnikowiaceae.
AUGUCCUUGCCCAUCUCUGCCAUCCUAAAGGAUUUAGAAGAUGUACCUAAGUCCAUUAUUCCGAUAUUGGCUUCAUUACACCGUGACAGUGCUCGUUUGAGUCAGAUCUCUAAAGUGGAUGUGAAACACUUGACAAGCAGAACAUUGAACCUUUGCAAGUCCAAUAAACCUUACCAGGUAUGGUGUGGAGUAAACGUCAUCAAUGUUCUCAUUGAGAAUUCAGAUAUACUUGCCUCUUAUGGCUCGCAGUUCUUCUCCCAACUAUUGAAAGUUCUUCAAACCCACAAGUUUAACAGAAAAGUGCUUUACAAUGCAGUGGAAUGUUUGAACAAACUCUGUGGGAAAAUUAGAGGAAAGCCUACGCUCACAAGAGAAGUUUUGACACCUAACUUGACUGCAUUGAUGACUCUGUACUUGGAUAACCUUUCUGAUGAACCCGAAUUAAUGAGCACUUCGUUGCAGGUUUUGGUGCUGAAUCACCCAACGACGUCGCGGCCAUUUGCUAACAAAAUUAGGGCUAAAAUUCUUACAAUCAUUGCAGCUGACACAUUCUUGAGUUAUCCAGAUUCAGUUAGAUUGGCUGUGACGUCAACUUUGGCCACUUUGCCAAUUGUCGAGAAGGAUGGUCCAGAUCAAUAUUGGUUGAAGGAUGUGAACAGAAUCUUGAAUAACAUUGGAGGGACAAUGAGAAUUUUCGAAUCUUUGCUCGAUUUGAAGGAAGAUGCCGAUACUUCCAAGUUGCUUCAGCGCUUUAACUCGGAGGACGAAGAGAUUUUCGGAACUUUGAACAUUGAUGUUAAUCACCCAGAGUCCUUUCUUUCUAUAUCAUCUAGAAUUCAGCUCUUAUUGGAUAUCCUCCAGGCUUAUGUUACAACUGCCACGCAGUACACCAUCUCUGUCCCAAUUGGAAAGAUCGUGGGAAUCGCUGAACUUAUCAGUUCGGUGAAUACAAAAUUCAUCUCCUUCAAGAGAGAAAUCCGUGAUGUCGAGAUCAAAGAAAUGACAAAACUUGUUUUGAUUAGAUCGCAUCACGCAACUGUUAAAUUCUUGGGAUCCUUACCUAUGAAGUACUCCGGAACGAUUUUGCCACAUAUGACCAGCAUUAUUCUGUUCCUUGAGCAGAUAAUAUUUUUGGACGGUAAAAGACUUGAUCGUUCAAGAAUUCUUGAGGAAGAAGACUUUAUGUGUGAUCUUCUCUAUUGCGUUGCAGCAUAUUUACGCUUAGUGAACCAUUUCCAUGACCACUCGUUAUUCAUCAGAUACAUUGAACUCGCAAUUUUCCUUAUUGAAUCAAGAGAGGUAGUUAGUGCGCAACCAAAGGAGAACAUUAAACAGACCCAACAUUCUAAGGCCGCUAGAAAGAGAGCCAAAAAGAACAAUUCUACUUCGCUUGCGGACGUUUUGUCCCACGAACAUUUGUUCGUUCAAGCCGUUCCAAAAUCUACAAAGAGAUGUGUGUUUGAGUUCUUCAAUACUGUAAUCCCCAGAGUCACGAUUGCCCCCACUCAAUACAACAAAUUGAUCAAGGCUGUCUUGGUAGAAUCUGUCAAGUACAAGGACCAGCUAAUCAACGAGACAGUUCCUCAAGAAUUGAAGAACAUCUUAACCGCGUUAAUCUUGACUCCGGCACCCGAUUCUGCAUCAAUCUUGCCAAUUGCAAGCACACUUUUGUGGGACUCCCCGCUUGUGAGUGUGUUUGUCAACCCUAGAUUUCCUCAACUUCCUGUCAUUGUCAAAAACAUCGACGUUGAGCAAGAUGUUGAAGAGGAUGACGACGAAGAGGCCUCAGAGGUAGCGAUGGAGGAAUCUGUAGUGUCCGAUGAGCCACAAUCGAAAAAGAGGAGAUUAGAUGAAGAGUCUGAGACAGCAUCAGUUGAAUCGCUUCCAACCACAAGUAAGCCGGGCAGCAUUGUACAAGACCACAUUUUCUCCAGGAACUCGGUCAGGGAAACCUUCGACGAGGCUCUUAACCAAAGUGCCACAACAGAAGCAUCUGUUUUGGAACAGAAUGAAAUGCAAGAGCAACCUGAUGCGCAAGGAGAAACACAGCCUGCAGCAAUCGAAGACGAGUCUAUGGAUGAUGAUGGCUCAGAAAUUGAAAUUCCAGAUCUAGACUUGGAAGACGACUCUGACGAAAACUAA